CUAAAUUCUACUUACUUCAGUAGAACAUGAUCUUCGUGUUCUGGUCUAAUUCAUAUUUUCCCUUUUUGCUUAAGGACCAGAAGGGUCGGUGUACUUCAUUUCCUUGGGGUCGAAACCGGGCAUGGGGAAGGAAGUGGCAAACUUGUUGACGCGGUCGCGGAUGUCCUUGAGGGUAGCGUCGCCCUCUAGCAAAGCAGCGAAGUCCUUCAGCUUAGGACCGGACUUCUCUUGAAUGGCAAGAGAUGCAACCAAGACCUCAUGCAAGAACUCGGCAAUCUGUUCAAAAUCUUCUUCACACAUCUUACGGGUUGUAAGAGCUGGAGCGCCAAUACGGACACCUCCGGGGGUGACAGCAGAUCGGUCACCGGGGACGCAGUUCUUGUUGAGGGUGAUGCAGACGUGAUCGCAGGCUUUUUCGAAUUUUGAUCCAGUGAUUCCGUUUGGUUUCAAGUCCCACAAGACCAAGUGGUUUUCGGUACCUCCCGAGGCCAUCUUGUAUCCGUACUUGGAGGUAAGACGGUUCGCAAGGGCAGCAGCGUUGGACUUAACCUGCUGACUGUAAACCUUGAAUUCAGGUGUGGCUACUUCCUUGAGCUGGGUGGCAACACCAGCAAUUUGAUGCUCGUGCGGACCUCCUUGGAGGGCGGGGAAGACAGCUUGGUUGAUGCGGUUUUCGAAUCCACGUUCGUCCUUACGGAAGAAAAUCAUUCCAGCACGGGGUCCACGAAGGGACUUGUGAGUUGUGGUUGUCACAAUAUCGCAAUAGUCGAAAGGAGAAGAUUGCUCUCCAGUGGCGACCAGUCCGGAAAUGUGCGCCAUGUCCAUCAUCAAAAGGGACCCGUUGGCAUCAGCGAUUUCUCGGAAUUUGGCGUAGUCCCAGUCACGGGGGUAAGCAGAUCCUCCGCAGAUGAUCAUGGCAGGUUUGAAAAGACCUGCAUCACGGGCAAGUUGCUCAUGGUCAACAUAUCCGGUCUCGGGGUGAACUCGGUAUGGAAGAGAUUCGAAGUAAACCGAAGUGGCAGAGACAGCUUUGCGGGUUCCUUCCUUCUUCGAGUACGUGUAAAACCCGUGUGUCAAGUGACCACCGCUGGGCAAAUCCAAUCCCAUGAUUCGUUCAUGCGGGCGAAGGAGGGCGGUGUAGACGGCAAAAUUGGCAGGGGACCCAGAGUAAGGCUGGACAUUGACGCCCCACUUCUCGGGGUCCAAUCCAUAGGCUGCGAGCGCACGCUGUUGGCAAAGAAUCUCGACCUGGUCAACAACCUCGUUACCUCCGUAGUAUCGGGCGUGGGGGAGACCUUCAGAAUACUUGUUCGUCAAAGCUGAUCCCAAGCAUUCCAUUACAGCCUUGGAAGUAAAGUUUUCCGAGGCAAUCAAUUCCAACGAACGCCAUUGUCUGUUCUUUUCUUGUUCGAUCAAGUCGUACAAUUCAGGAUCGUGAUCCGCAAGGGAGACAAGUCCUUUGAAUUCCUGAUAUCCAGUUCCAUAAAGUCAUAACAUUCCC
This is a messenger RNA of Pseudo-nitzschia multistriata, 1501 nucleotides long. Lineage: Eukaryota; Bacillariophyta; Bacillariophyceae; Bacillariales; Bacillariaceae. The record is from the annotation of a GenBank genome assembly.